CCUUCUUUUUCAUUAUUACGUUUUAACUAAUUAGUCCAGGAGAAUCUUGCAAAUAACACAGUAAUCCUUCCCCCUACCCCUACUAAGUUUAGAAAUCUAUCAAAUUAAUAAUGUCUGCUUUAGAUAAAUCAUUAGAUGAUAUCAUCUCAUCCUCCAAAUCUACCAGAAGAGUUGGUAGAAAAUUCGGUAAAGGUGUCGCUAAACAAUCCAACAAAGUUGGUAAGAAAGUUGGUGGACCAAAUUCCAAGGCUAAGAAGUCAGCUGUUGCUAUCUUUAAAAAACCAGAACCAGCUGUUGCUGCUGCUUUAAGUGCCGCUAUUGAUACUAGUUACGCCACCAAAGUUGUUGCUUCCAACUUACCAAAAGAUUUGAAGCAAGAAAACGUUAAGGAUUUCUUCCAAUCACAAGUUGGUGGAGUUAUUAGCGUUGCUUUAACAUAUAAUGAAAAGGGUCAAUUCAGAGGUAUUGCUACCAUUAUCUUUAGAAAUCAUAAAUUAGCUUCUAAAGCUGUUGAAAAAUAUAAUGGAGCUGCCAUUGAUAAUGGAUCAUCUAAAUUAAAGUUGGAAUUAAUUGUUGAUCCAUCCAAGAAACCAUUAACUUCUAGAAUCACUCCAAAUAAAGUUGCCGCUACUGCAGGUGCUGGUAAAAAGAAAUUGGCUGUUGCAAAAAAGGCUGCUGUUGCUGUUAAGGCUAAAGCCAAUACUAAGAAGGCUCAACCAAAAAAGAAGCAACAAAAACCAAAGAAGAAGACUGUUGAAGAAUUAGAUCAAGAGAUGGCUGAAUAUUUCGCUUAAUCUUGUCAUUUCGUAUCUUCUGCGUGGUUUACUCUUAUUUGUAUAAUUCUUGUAGGUCUUUAAGACCCUUAUGUAGUAUUUGUAUUUGAAAUUGUUUGUCAUUUAAAAUUACUUGAUAUAAUAUAUUAUUUUGUUAAAUUACUCGUAAACUGAAAUCGAAUGAGUUUGCAAAAACAAUUUGGGGCGGUUGUAUGC
Molecule: messenger RNA, 989 nt
Organism: Scheffersomyces amazonensis
Lineage: Eukaryota; Fungi; Ascomycota; Pichiomycetes; Serinales; Debaryomycetaceae
Product: RNA-binding protein
Exons: 2
Coding region: 111-794 (227 amino acids)
Biological process (GO): mRNA export from nucleus
Cellular component (GO): nucleus
Molecular function (GO): mRNA binding
Source: RefSeq, a predicted model, not a curated record